AAAGAAAUAUUAUCAGCAGCAAUGACAGAAAAGAUUGAUAGAAAAACUUCAACAGACGAUAGUUACCACGUAAUUAAAAAAACCAAGCUUCUGCCAUAUGUGAGGCUGAAGCUGGACUACUGAGUCAGCUCCGGCAGGGGGCCAACUAAGAUGACAUGAGGUUUAAAAGCUAUUAACAACCUUGUUUGCCAAAUCAUUAGAAGGGACGUAGCAAUCACAAGAGGACAUCUCUCCCUCCAACAUUACACCCAACCUGUUUUGUACACCAACAACUCACUCUUCGUCAUUUAUAUAAAACCACCAUUAUUUCCUAUCAAUUCUCAUCCCCCACACAAAUGGCCACAAUGUUGUGCCUUUUCUUUCUAGUUUGUCUAAGCUUUCCGCAAUUCCUUACCAAUGCACAAGCACCAGCAGCCACACCAUCUAACUUGCCGACUACAACCCCGGCUGCACCGUCAAAUUUGCCAACUGCAACACCGCCUCCUACCACACCAUCUGCACCAUCCAAUUUGCCAACUGCAACACCGCCUCCAUCUAGCGUACCAUCUGCAGCGACACAGCCGCCACUAAGUGCAGCAACCCCCCCACCUGCCACAACUCCCAUAUCAUCACCACCUCCUAAAGUUGCACCAACUGUAAGUCCAACUGUCCCACCCCCUCAAAUUCCGCCACCACAAGUUACACCUGUCUCAACUCCAUCGCAGCCACCAGCAUUGCCACCACCACCAGCCACUUCACCCCCACCUCUAGCACCAGCUUUACCACCACCACAGAUAUCCCCAUCACCAGUCCAAGCACCACCAGUGCCAGCCCCUGCAAAGGAGCCUCCAGCACCAACACCAGCACCUGUGCUACCACCACCAACACCAGCACCAGCACCAGUUAAAGAGGCACCAGUUCCAGCACCGGUCUUAGUGCCCUCACCUGCUCCAGAACCCGUCAAGCACAAGCACAAGAGGCAUCACGGGCACAAGCACAAGCAUAAGAAGCAUCAUGCACCAGCACCAGCACCAGCAUCAACUGUUCGAAGCCCCCCAGCACCUCCUACAGUGGCAGACUCGGAGGAAACAACACCAGCACCAUCACCAAAUAUGAAUGGAGGACAGGCACUACAUCAGCGGGGAGGAAGGUCUGGAAGGUGGAUGACCACAGGAGCAGCAAUUGCCAUUCUGCUGGCUAUUACAUGAU
Molecule: messenger RNA, 1188 nt
Organism: Corylus avellana
Lineage: Eukaryota; Viridiplantae; Streptophyta; Magnoliopsida; Fagales; Betulaceae
Gene: AGP19
Product: arabinogalactan protein 19
Cellular component (GO): plasma membrane
Source: RefSeq, a predicted model, not a curated record